Molecule: messenger RNA, 5407 nt
Organism: Hemicordylus capensis (graceful crag lizard)
Lineage: Eukaryota; Metazoa; Chordata; Lepidosauria; Squamata; Cordylidae
Gene: KLHL30
Product: kelch like family member 30
Exons: 8
Coding region: 247-2016 (589 amino acids)
Molecular function (GO): protein binding
Source: RefSeq, a predicted model, not a curated record
CUCCAGUCUAAAUAUAUAUAUGUACACAUGCUGGUUGUCUCCAACCUACAGCUGCCUAAUAAAAUCCAUCUUGGGGUAAUUGCCUCCUCCCAGGGUCAAGGCAAGCUGUUCCUCAAGCAUUCUUCUAGAUCAAAAAGGCUGACUGGAUGUAAGAAAUUAACAAGGAUUGGAUGACAUUUGUUUUCUACUGAAGGUAUCCAAGACCAUUUCUCACAACAUAAGUGGAGCUUUCCAGAAAACAACACAAUGGUGAGGAAUGUGGAUGACUUUGAUUUUAGCCUUCCAUCCCAUCCUCAAUCCAUUCUGGAAGGACUGCAGGCCCUGCGCUCCAACCCCAAACUCUCAGAUGUCACCUUGAUUGUUGAGGGGCAUGAAUUCCCCUGCCAUCGUAGUAUCCUGGCCCUCUGCAGUCACUAUUUUAAUGCCAUGUUUGCUGGUGACUUCAUGGAAAGCUUUUCAGCCCGCGUAGAGAUCAAAGAGGUGGAUCCUGCUGUUAUGGCAUCUUUGAUUGACUUUGCUUACACAGGGAAGGUGACCAUCAACCAAGGGAAUGUGGAAGCCUUAAUUCGGACUUCUAACCAAUUGCAUUUCCCCAUCAUUCAGAAAGUCUGUAGUCGGUAUUUGAGACAGCAGAUGGAUGCAACCAACUGUUUGGGCAUUUGUGAGUUUGGGGAAUUGCAUGGUUGCCCAGAAGUGUCAUCCAAGGCAUGGUCAUUUCUGCAGGAGAAUUUUGAGCUUGUGUCUCAACAGGAGGAGUUCCUUCAGCUAUCCAAAGAAAGGCUGGUUACCUAUCUCUCCAAUAACCUACUCCAAGUCCAAGAAGAGCAGAGCCUAGUUGAGGCUGUGCUCAGGUGGGUGAAGUAUGAAAAAUCAGAUAGAGCCAUGCACCUUCCGGAGCUCCUUGACCUGGUACAUCUGGUCUCAUUGCCAGAUCAGUAUCUACAGAAACUUUUGUCAUCGGAACCACUGAUUCAGGAAUCGGAAGCUUGCAAGACCAUCAUCACCAGGCAUCGCAGUACGGUGGAGAACAGGCCAUUCGUCCAGCAGAGACUGAAAGCUCUUCCCCAAAAGCUUGAGGAGGUGCUUGUGGUGGUAGGAGGCAGAGCUCUGGAAGAGAAUGAAGAAGAUGAGGGAGAUGCACAGCCACCACCAAUCUCCAGGAACUUUGCAUUUUAUAACACAAAGAAAAAGAGAUGGAUUGCUCUGCCUGAUUUUCCAGAUUACAAUAAAUGGGGCUUUUCUAUGAUUGCACUCAAUAAUGAUGUUUAUGUCACAGGUGGAUCCAGAGGUUCACAGAAUGACACAUGGUCCACAACCCAGUCCUGGUGUUUCUGCCUCAAGAAGGGUGCCUGGAAGCCCAUUGCUCCAAUGCUGAAGCCCCGAACGAACCAUGCCAGUGCUGUCCUCAAUGGAGAGAUCUAUGCCAUUGGUGGCACCGCUGUGGACGUUGUGGAGGUGGAGUGCUACGAUCCUUAUAACGACAGCUGGUGUUUUGUCAGCCCUGCCCUGAAGUAUGUCAGCAACUUUGCCAUUGCCGGGUGUCUUGGGAAGCUGUACCUCAUUGGCUCGUGUGCUGUCAAAUACAAUGCAUUAACCCUGCAGUGUUACAACCCUGCAAUAGAUGUGUGGAGUGUCAUUGCAUCCCCCUUCAUCCCAAAGUACCUCUCUGCUCCCCGCUGCGCAUCCUUGCAUGGAAUCAUCUACCUUAUUGGUGACAACACAAAGAAAGUCUAUGUGUACGACCCAGAUGCUAACAUAUGGCAGAAGGUACAGCAGCUUCACACCCUACAUGAAAAUGGAAGUAUGGUGCCUCUUGGAGGUAAACUCUUUGUCACAGGUGGACAUUGGAAAGGGAUGGAUGGAGACUAUCAGGUGGAGAUGGAAAUUUAUGACUGUGCCAAGGAUGUCUGGACAAGGGAAGGGGCCCUCCCAUGCUUAUGGCUCUACCACAGCUCCUCUUCUAUCUUCAUGGACACUUCAAAGUGGAGGGAACCUUUCCCUGGAAACAAUUUGUGACUGGAGGGAAUGGGCAAGACCUCACAUCUUAACUGCUCCUGCCAGAAGUUUGGAAAGGGAACAGACCUUUUUCCAGUAUCACAUUUUUUACACUUAUUUUUUCUUCACCUUCUUAUUCAGACUGCAAUAACUAUUGUUUUCUUCUUCCAUCCCUUUGAGGUUAAACCAACUUGCUCAUAGAUUAUGAUAAAUAACUCUGGUUAUAGAUGUGGCAUUAAGGCACCAGUAGUGAACAUGGAAAUAUAGGAUUAGAAAGCUAGUGAAGACGGGCGUGGAGAUGGUUAAAACAUAAACCUGACAAUGAACAUAUAGAACAAAGUGCUGUUUAUUGCCACAGAUAAAGCACUAGAUACACACUAUUAGAUGAAGGCCUAGUUCACAUGUUACUUUCAGCUGCUGCUUUUGCUCAUGGGAGCAUCAACCCACAUAAGCAGUGUAAUCAUAAAUGGUUGAACAAGAAGCCUGCAGAUCUCAGCUGCAGAAACUUCUGCAGUUUCUAAAACUGAAUAAUGUACCUUCUAGAAAGUUACCACAACUGAGAACUAUCAGCUUCCAGUGCAAGUUGAUAUUCCAAUACAUUUUCUAGGAUGAAUAUAAUGCUCUAGUAAAUGACUUCCAUGAGCAAAAAGAGACAAUCUUGCACAUAGUUUAGCAUGCUUAAGCCCAUUUACUUCAGUAGGCUUAAGCAUGCUUAAUUCUGUUUUGGAUUGUGACCAGUGCCUGAAAGGGGCCAAAUGUAACAUGAAACAGCACUAAAACUAGACAUCUCUGAGUGUUAAUUCGAGGUCAUGGUGACAAAUGUUGGUGAUGACAUUGGUCCAUUUAUUUGGGAAAGGUGCUUCUCUAGGUAAUCUGGAAUUCUUAUUUAUAUACCUGUAUUUGUUGUUCUAGUAUUAUUUCUGUACUUAAUGAAGCACAUUCCUGCUCACUUUACCUUGAAUAAGGAUUGCAUUAAUUGUUUCUGUGCAAGGGAGAAUGACAUUUUAUUUUCUUGCUGCUGGUCACCAUAGUUCUUCACUAUGAUCAAGACAUAUGAGAAUAACUGCAUUUUGUUACAAUAAAUGAUGCAACCUUAAAAAAAACUUUCAUUGGUAAACUUUCAUUGGUACUCAUUGGCUUGAGUAACAAUUUCCUUUUAAAUGCUGAACAGUGAUUGAAGUCCUCUUCCCAGCCUCAUGAUGUUUUUGUAUGAAUGAAAUUAAAUAUAUUUUGCUAAUUAGUGGCACCACAACUCACACAGAAGUUAUUUUUCUUUUGAGAGAAGUUGUAUUUUGGGAGGGCAUUGUUUGGGAAUAGAAACACAUAGCAACUUUUGGACAACACUGGAUAAAGUUAGCCUGUAUAAUCUCUUCCUUUCAAAGUAGUUGUUAGCUUAGUUUUUUAACAGCCCCUCUUCUAGUUGUAUUGAGAGUCCUGGAAAGAUCUCUUUAAAUAUCCUUUUUCUUGUCAGAAAACAACAUGCUGUGGUGGUCUGAUCUAAACGUGGUUCAAACGAUUUUCUAGAGGACCAGAACCUAGCCAACUUACAACAGCAAACCAGAGCCAAUAUAAAAAGUAGCUUACAGACAGGCAUUUGACUUUUUUUUAUUACGUUAAAGUAAUUGUGUGGUCAAAGGUGGAUUGACAGUUGAGUACUUCUGUUCAGUAAUACAGCAAAUGGAAAACUCAGUAAGCUCUGCAGAGCACCAAAUUCUUCAUAACUAUCUACUAAGAUAAUUAUAACUGCAUAUUUACAUACAGCUGAAUCCUAUGCUUGUCUACAAGGAGGUAAGUCACACUAAAUGUAUUACCCUAAUCCUAACCACCUUGAGCCAUUUUUGGAAGGGCGGUAUAGAAAUCUAAUUAAUUUAAUAAUGAUGAUGAUAAUAAAAUAAAUAAAUAAAUAAAUAAAUAAAUUCAGUGAGAUUUAUUCCCAAGCAAGACUGCUUUGGAUUGCAGCCUUUUCCUAUAAAGAUCAAUGACAAGAGUUUGAAUAAGUGGCAGAGUCCGCUAAAUUCAUUUAUUUUGAAUUACAAAAAACCUAGAAUUCAAUUUAAAGUUAUGCAGGAUCUAAAAGAGAGAGGAGGGCUAGCCGUUCCGAAUUUGAAGCUUUAUUAUUAUGCCAGCUGCCUGACUUGGAUUUCUGAUUGGAUUACAACCCCUCAUGGUAGUUUUGCCAGUAUGGAGAGCUCUGGUCUUUCCUGAGGACUGCAUAAUUUUCUGUGGGUAACCAGUAUGAGAAAAGAUUUGGAGAUACAACAACGUGCUAUCAGACAAAGUCUUUUUGGUGUUUGGGAUAAAUACCAAAAAAUAAUAAGUCCAAGAUUAUCUCCUUUGGCCCCAGUUUUGAAUGUUUACUUUUAUGAAGAAGAAUCUUCUUAUAAGUACAAAUUUUGGAAAGACAAUUUAUAUACUUUGCAAAGUUUAACUCAAGACUUAAUGCAGACCAAGUCAGAUUCUGAAUCUCAACAACCACCUUGGGUUCAACAGGUCCAGAUUAGUUCGAUAGUAUGGAAAGAGUUACAAAUACAAGAUAGAAAACUUAGAGAACUGAUUGACUUCGAAGACUUAAUUAGCCAAAAUAAGGACCGUUUGUUAGGAAAAAUAUAUAACCUGUUGCUGAAAUAUGAGACAGAGAUGGAGCAGGUUAAAGAGUGCAUGAUAAAGUCGAUGCAGAAUUUCCACAGGAUGAUUGAUUUUUCUGACUGGGAAUACCAGUGGAAAAGAAACGUUAAAUUUACAAUGUGUUAUAACCUAAGGGAAAACUGGUAUAAGAUUUUUUCAGAUGGUACAUGACUCCCCUGAUAAUUAAUAAGAUAUAUAAUUCAUUCUCAAAAAACUGUUGGAAAUGUAAUUACCAACCAGGGUCAUUUUUCCAUAUGUGGUGGACCUGUAAUAAGGCUCAAUUGUAUUGGAAGCAAAUUCAUGAGAAAAUUUAACAAAUUUUAGAGAUUAAAUUUCCUUUUUUACCAGAAAUCUUUCUUUUAAGUAUGACAAAACAUUAUAUUCCUUCUAAAUGUAAUGCGCUGUCUUUAUAUAUGAUUACUGCAGCCAGGAUUUUAUAUGCUCAUAAUUGUCAUGUUUCUGAAGUCCCCUCUUUAAACGAUUGGUUUUUUAAAUGAUGGGAUUAUGCCUCAAUUUCUAAAGUUUCAACUUAUAUGAAUGAAGUCUCAACUGAGUCAUUUAUGUCAACUUGGGAUCCCUUUAUAAACUUUAAUAUCCAACAAAAACAUCAUUUGUUCCCAUUGUCUGGAUUUGAUUUGUGAAGCUUUAUGUACCCAGCUUUAAGCAACCAAGUGUUGAUCAGAUGUAAUCAAAUGUUGAUCACUGCUGCCAAAUUUUCUUAGAACUGUUAAUAUAUUCUAAAUGUUUUCUUUCUAGUACUUGCUUAAAGAAAUAUCAUGACACUGUU